This is a messenger RNA of Galeopterus variegatus (Sunda flying lemur), 834 nucleotides long. Its product is annotated as zinc finger protein 25-like. The transcript has 4 exons. The record is from RefSeq and is a predicted model, not a curated record. Lineage: Eukaryota; Metazoa; Chordata; Mammalia; Dermoptera; Cynocephalidae. Bases 1 to 834 code for a protein of 277 amino acids.
AUGGCGGACUGGAGCUUCCUCCGUAAAUCAGGCCUUACUAUCCAUCAGAAAAUUCACACACAGGAAAAGCCCUAUGGAUGUAAUGAAUGUGGGAAAACCUUCCGCCAGAAGUCACCCCUUAUAAUACAUCACAGAAUUCACAUGGGAGAGAAACCCUAUGAAUGUACUGAAUGUGGGAAAACAUUCUACCAGAAGUCUGCACUCACUCUACACCAGAGAACUCACACAGGUGAGAAGCCCUAUGAAUGUAAAGAAUGUGGGAAAUCUUUUUACCGUAACUCAGCCCUCACUCUACAUCAGAGAAUUCACACAGGUGAGAAACCCUAUGAAUGUAAAGAAUGUAGAAAAACUUUCUGCCAGAAGUCAGCCCUCACUCUACAUCAGAGAACUCACACAGGUGAGAAACCCUAUGAAUGCAAAGAAUGUAGGAAGUCUUUCUACCAGAAGUCAAAACUAAGAGUACAUCAAAGAACUCACACAGGCGAGAAACCCUAUGAAUGUAAAGAAUGUAGGAAAACUUUCUGCCAGAAAUCAGCUCUCUCUCUACAUCAGAGAAUUCACACAGGUGAGAAACCCUACGAAUGUAAAGAAUGUGGGAAAACUUUCUUCUGUAAGUCAGCCCUCACUCUACAUGAGAGAAUUCACACAGGUGAGAAACCCUUUGAAUGUAAAGAGUGUAGGAAAACUUUCUACCAGAAGUCAAAACUGACAGUACAUCAGAGAACUCACACAGGAGAGAAACCCUACGGAUAUAGUAAAUGUGGAAAAGCCUUUUGCCAAAAGUCAAGCCUCAGGGUGCAUCAGAAAAUUCACACAGGAAAGAAACCUGUGUAG